GUAUAAUCGGGCACGAAUUUGCAGCCUCCGCGUCCAAACGUUGGUGGGCGACCUCAGUGGGGGAGAGAAGGCGGCCUUUCCUUCAGUCCCUCAGCGCGAGCGAGAUUCUUCCCAUCGCCCGCCUACCAAAAGCUGCGCGCGGAGGGGUCCGGGGCAUCAGCAGCGGCAGCGCCGGCGAAGGGGAGGAGGGCCUGCGAAGCAGGAGGAGGAGGCGGAGGGGAGCGCGCGCUGGGCGCAAGGAGCUGAGUGGACGGCUCGAGACGGUGGCGCGUGCAGCAGCGGCAGCUCCUCCAGAAAGAGACACACAAUUGGCAGCGUCGAGCUGCGCUUCCAGCAGCAGGAGCCGGGAGUCUGGUGCGGCGGGGAUCGCAGCAAGAUGCUAAAGGUAGCAGCCUUCGUGUGUGUGUGGGCAGCCGCUUGGUGCAGUCAGGCUGUUGUAGCGGCUGCGGCGGCGGCAGCAGCAGCGGCGACGGGAGCCGGGGGCAGGUCAGACAGCGGCAAUUUUCUGGAUGAUAAACAGUGGCUUACAACUAUCUCUCAAUAUGACAAGGAGGUUGGACAGUGGAACAAAUUCCGAGACGUGGAUUAUGCCCUAUUGGAAAUCUCUGUGCUAGUGGCUGCUAAAAAUGUCAAUAGAGACAUGGAAGUUCGUAACGCUAUAACCAUUUCUAUGGAUGAUUAUUUUCGCACAUGGAGUCCAGCUAGACCUUUUGAUCAAGCUUUAGACCCAGCUAAAGAUCCAUGCUUAAAGAUGAAAUGUAGUCGCCAUAAGGUAUGCGUUGCUCAAGAUCAACAAACUGCUGUUUGCAUUAGCCAUCGGAGACUUACGCACAGUAUGAAAGAGGCUGGUUUAGGCCAUAAGCAGUGGAGAGUUGGUCCUAUUUCAUCAAAAUGCAAGCAGUGUCCAGCGGUUUAUACCAGUCCUGUUUGUGGAUCAGAUGGCCAUGCCUAUUCAUCUCAGUGCAAACUAGAAUAUCAAGCCUGUGUCUCAGGAAAACAGAUCUCAGUGAAGUGUGAAGGACGUUGUCCUUGUCCUUCGUAUAAAUCCACAAGUAUAGGCAGAACUGAUAAGAGGGUGUGCAGUGACCUGGAGUUCAGAGAGGUUGCAAACAGAUUGCGAGAUUGGUUCAAGGCACUCCAUGAAAGUGGAAUUCAGAAGAGGACAAGAACUGUACAAAGGCCUGAAAGAAGCAGAUUUGAUACCAGCAUUUUGCCAAUUUGCAAGGAUUCCCUUGGCUGGAUGUUUAACAGGCUUGAUACGAACUAUGACCUGCUUUUGGACCAGUCAGAGCUUGGAAGCAUUUACCUUGACAAGAAUGAACAGUGCACCAAGGCAUUCUUCAAUUCAUGUGAUACUUACAAAGACAGUUUGAUAUCUAAUAAUGAGUGGUGCUACUGCUUCCAGAGACAGCAAGACCCACCUUGCCAGACAGAGCUCAGCAACAUUCAGAAACAGCAAGGGGGAAAGAAACUCCUAGGGCAGUAUAUCCCUCUAUGUGAUGAAGAUGGGUACUACAAACCAACCCAGUGCCAUGGAAGUGCAGGACAAUGCUGGUGUGUUGACAGAUAUGGCAAUGAGGUAACGGGAUCCAGAACACAUGGUGCUGCAGAUUGUGUUAUUGAUCUAGAAACAUCAGGUGAUUUUGCCAGUGGUGAUUUCCAUGAAUGGACGGAUGAUGAGGAUGAUGAUAUGAUGAAUGAUGAAGAUGAAAUUGAAGAUGACGAUGAAGAUGAAGGAGAUGAUGAUGACGAUGAUGACCAUGAAGGAUAUAUUUGAUGCUUUUAGCUAUGAAUAAAUUGUCUCUUUCUAAUAUUUACAAGAUGGCAUCCCAGAAAAUUCCCAUACCUUUGAAAGUCAAAAGGAUUCUAAACAACAUGUAUAUUUUGUAUGAUUACUUGAAAUAUUGCAGCUGGAGUCAUAGACUUUCUUUGUUUAAAUGAAAAUCAUUAUAUUAUGUGUUUUUAUAUGCCAUUGAGCAGAAGAAAACACACUGGAGUCUAGCCUGAAGAAAGAAAUGUGUAUGUGCUACUAAAAAGAAACCUUUAAAUGUGCAGAUAAUCAUAAGGACAACCAAACUUUUAAAAUUUCCAUGAGGAAAAAAACAUGACAUAUUCUGUUUGGGAAUAUGUAUGUAUGGCCACUUCUAGUACAGUAGCUAUAAGUAAAGAAAUGUUUAACUUUCGCGUGAUUUAGAUCCUGUGGAGAUUUUUCCCCCCUUCAAAAUGUGCAUGGACCGGAUAAGCAAAGCUCAGUAAAGACAUAACAUGUUGCCAGCUUAUAAUUUUCCAGAGGAGUGGAGAAGCUGAGACUGUAGAAGUGGAGUCAGGCCCUCCUUUGUGUUUGAAACUGUUAUGUUUUUGACUUUGAAAUUACUAGGAUCUUGACAUGAUGUUUUUAAAAUGCAGUAAACCUGGACAAGCAUAGAUUCUGCAAAUAUAAAGUUUUGUUGUCCUUUUGUUUUCAGUUUUUCUUUUUUUGUGUCAAAAUCAUAAAAGCUUGUUAUGUGUGCAGGCGACCUGAUCAUGUUGCCUUUAUUUCUAUAGUGUUCUAACCAUAAAAUUAGUUUUAACAUAUUUUAAUGGGGAAACUUUACAUAAAACGUGUUUAUAUAUUACUGUACUUGAUGACCCUUGCCCCAAGAAACACUUUCUAACCCAUUAGUAUGAUAUUUAGUUUUCUAACUCAUAACUAAUUUUACAUCUCUCCUAAUUCAUAUUGCCCUUUUUGAUUUCUAGUUCAGAACUUUAGAGCAGUAUUGUAAGGUGCCUUGCAAAAUAGAAAUAGAAAGAUUUAUAGCAUGCAUACCGAUAUAAAAUUAUUGGGCAAUAGCUGAGCUUUACCAAAUUCCAAAUUUAAUAUCAGUAUAGGUACUGCUGCUGGAAUGGAGAAAUGGGUUAUUUUCCCGCCACCCCCAUUGUUAUGUAAUUAUCAUGUAGAAUACAUUAUAAUUCUUAAGUAGAAUAGCAUUCAAGUUUGACUGUAGAGAAAAUUAUUUUAAUCAUUGUAUUUAUGUUAGCAUGUUAAUUAAUUGUGUAGACGUUUUGAAACUCCACCAUUUUCAUUCAUAUCAGACCUGUGGCUUUAUGCCAUACUAAAACCGAAAGAACUUGUAUAAUAUUAUGCAAGCAGUUGUUUAAUUUCAACUGUGUGUUAAUGUUUUCCCUGCAGAUGUUUAUCUGCAGCUAACUAAAAGGAAAAAAAUGGUUUCUUCUUUGAGUUUGAUUUCAAUAGGUUUAAUACUAAAUUUAAUAUCUUAUGUUAUAUUAAAGUAUACGGCAGUUUUCUUUUAAUGUUUAUGUAUAGUUUGCAAAAUAAAGACUCUUGUAACCAA
This is a messenger RNA of Hemicordylus capensis (graceful crag lizard), 3332 nucleotides long. It is a transcript of the gene SPOCK3, whose product is annotated as SPARC (osteonectin), cwcv and kazal like domains proteoglycan 3. The record is from RefSeq and is a predicted model, not a curated record. Gene Ontology annotation, molecular function: calcium ion binding; protein binding. Bases 377 to 1777 code for a protein of 466 amino acids. Lineage: Eukaryota; Metazoa; Chordata; Lepidosauria; Squamata; Cordylidae. The transcript has 12 exons.